GUGUAAUUUUAGUUAUUAAAGAUUUUUGUAAAGAAAAUGUUGUAAAGUUUAUAUUAAAAUUACCUGAUAUAAUUUGAAAUAUCAAAGCUUUAAAAUGACAAAAUGACACUUCAUUCUCCAAAUGAAUAUCUGGAAUAUUGAAAGUCUGAGAAGAUUUAGAAUAGGUAAAUAUUGCUUGUGCAUGGAUUGUGUUGAAUGUUGGAUUUAGCAGAGCUAUCCCAAUAAAAUUAUCUAAUUCAAGUGUGUUUGAUAAAAAUGCAACUAAAGAAUACAUAAACUCAACCCUAAAACAUGUAUUGAAUAAUAGUACAGAAAAUGAUAUUUCUUUUUUGUUAAAACUUCAGAAGGUGCAAAUGAGUAUAUAUUGUGAGUUUAUACUUCGUGGAUUGUCUACAAUUUUUUCUGGAAUUGGUCUUAUUCUGCUGAUUGAACUUGAACUUCCAUCCACAAUCAAGUUUUUCAUUCAUAAAAAUAUGUUAUUGACCAAUCUGUUUUCAAAUUUUUUAUUUUUUUUUUAUCAUGAUGAUAUCCUAUACAAAAUCCAACAAAUUAGAUGGCUGUGUACAUUCUUUUCUUUUCUCGCUUAUUAUAUAUAUACAGCUGUGUUCACAUGGAUGUUAAACGAAGGAAUUAACAUAUGUUUUAAGUUAUGCUCUGUUUUUAAUACAUUGUCUGGUAAAAAAACUCAGUUCUUCUACUGUUUUAUUGGAUGGGGUUUCCCAGCAUUGAUUCAUGGAGUGUUGCUUUAUGUCUUUUUUGAACAAAUAAAUGAGGCAUAUUAUUGUGGUAUACUGCCUGAUACUAUAUUUAAAAGAGAAGAAGUUAUUAUCACCAAAUACCAUUCAUGGAUUUAUAAAGGACCAGUGGCAGCUAUACUUUUGGUGAAUACCAUUUGUUUUAUAUUUAUUCUGUUCAUUGUCACCAGAAGUGUUUUCAACAAGAUAAGGCCAUACAGUAAUUUGAAGAAGUUUGGUGCAACACUUCGAUCGGCUUUGGCAAUAUACCCUCUUCUUGGUGUCACAUGUAUUCUGUAUUUAGUUCCAAUUAGUGAAAACGGCACACUUGAAUUCACUUCAAUAAUUAAUGGAAUUAUGGGAUUGGUUUUUUUUCUAUUUCACAUUAUUUUAGACAAGCAAGUGCGAGUGGCAUUUAUAAAACAGGUAUUCUCAAGAAAUCUGACUACAAAGUUAUUGUGUAGAAAAACAAUGGUUCAUCGCUUCAAAGAACCUGCCACACGAUUUAAACUUGAUACUAAUGUUCUAACAAAUUCAUCAAAUGAGAACUCACCUGUAUUUAACUCUCGCUUUACUAUCCUUAAAUCCUCAUCCAUCAUUAUUGAUCUUGAAAAACUUGGUAAAAGAACAUCAAAAUUUGUAUAUGGUCAUCAAUCUGAACCUUCUCUAGUUAGUUCUGAAAAUACAUCUUACUUAUUUGCCAGAAAAUCUUCAACGCCAUUUGUUGAUAUUCGAAAAUCGGUUAGUAUCGACGAAAGCUGCUACUCUGAAGUUUCAUGUUUGUAAAUUAUUUAUUAAAUAUAAUGCAAAUCAAGCGAAAUCAUAAUAAAAAAUUAGAUUUUUGCUUUUGAAAACAACAAGAUUUUAAUUGGUAUUUUAAUUGU
Molecule: messenger RNA, 1618 nt
Organism: Hydra vulgaris (swiftwater hydra)
Lineage: Eukaryota; Metazoa; Cnidaria; Hydrozoa; Anthoathecata; Hydridae
Product: adhesion G-protein coupled receptor D1
Biological process (GO): cell surface receptor signaling pathway; adenylate cyclase-activating G protein-coupled receptor signaling pathway
Cellular component (GO): plasma membrane
Molecular function (GO): G protein-coupled receptor activity
Source: RefSeq, a predicted model, not a curated record